This is a messenger RNA of Chinchilla lanigera (long-tailed chinchilla), 1818 nucleotides long. RefSeq names its product histone H3. NCBI's taxonomy places the organism in Eukaryota, Metazoa, Chordata, Mammalia, Rodentia, Chinchillidae. Bases 1400 to 1810 code for a protein of 136 amino acids. The record is from RefSeq and is a predicted model, not a curated record. Gene Ontology annotation, cellular component: nucleosome. Gene Ontology annotation, molecular function: protein heterodimerization activity; structural constituent of chromatin; DNA binding. The transcript has a single exon.
AACAAGAAGACGCGCAUCAUCCCGCGCCACCUGCAGCUGGCCAUCCGCAACGACGAGGAGCUCAACAAGCUGCUGGGCAAGGUGACGAUCGCGCAGGGCGGCGUGCUGCCCAACAUCCAGGCCGUGCUGCUGCCCAAGAAGACUGAGAGCCACCACAAGGCCAAGGGCAAGUGAAGAGCUGAGUUGCUCUACAAUGAUAUGAAUUCCCGGAAAACAAAGGCUCUUUUUAGAGCCACCCACGUAGUCAUUAAAAGGGCUCACAAUAGGUACAAUAAGUAAUUUUUCGUACUUUCUUAUUCGUGGGGUAAAAUUUAUUAGAAGUAUGGCAUAACAGGAACGUAAUCCUAAUUCUCAGGCUAGUUUAUCAGGCAAUUGCAGCUCAUUACUGCAAUCUUUCUUCAGAGGUGGAAAAUCACAAGGUCUGGUAAUGGAAAGAAUGAAUAGUCACUGAGAUGCAAAUAUAGUUAGUGACCUAAGGAGUUUUAGGCCUGUAAGUAGUCAGUAAUACCUUUGAAAGAGAAUUUUGCAUGUUACUGUGGCCAUGUUUACCCAAAAGGCUUAUACAUGCUUUUAAUAAACAUUCUCCAUUUACACAUCCUGGCCCUCAAUUGUAAAUAAAAACAUAAAACCACAUUUGUUGAAGUCAAGUGGCCCUUAAUCAGAACUGCUCAACCUGACUUUGAAAGGACAUAUGUUCUCCAGGCUAUCCAUAACUGGAUAUAUUUUUUCAAAACGUUUACAGAAAUAAUGAUGCCUUGGGUUUAUGUGUGCUCUUAUAUCAGAACGCUAUAUUUUCAUUGAAAGUGCUUAUGUAUUUUAACUUAGCAUUGCUCAUUUAUAUUGAACGGUCAUACUACGUUUAGAACACGUUUCCGAGUUACCAGUUUACAAGUCAAUAUUUUUGCUGUGAGCUUAAGCUCUUUUCAUAAAAGGGGAGUGAAAAUCACUGGGCCAAUAAUGUCUUACGAGUUUUCAAAGAAAAGAUGAAACAAAAUCCAACUUUUGGGGCCCCGAUUUUAAAAUUUUCUUUUGUAAGCAAUCUAUUAUCACUGUAAUGACCAGGUAAAAUUCUCCCAAACUCAGUGAAGGAACCUGUGAAACAAAUGGCAUGAGGACGCCACAAGGAACAAGUUAGAAAACAGCAGUUAAAAGAGAAGGACUAGAGAAAUAUGUUAAUUUUUGUUUGUUUGUUUAAAUGCUAGCAAUGGUUAAGUGAUCCGGAAGCAAAAAGAGCCACCAAUGCUUGUGUUCGGAGCUGCAAGGUAACAGUUGCGUGGUCCAAUCAGAAUGAGACUCUCUUGAUAUAUACAUGACAUCAAAAAUGGCAAAGAUAUAUACACACCCUUAGCUUUUGUGAGGCUCCAUUUUCUUAUCAGCCUCUUGUCUUACUGCGUUUAUAAUGGCUCGCACGAAGCAGACGGCUCGUAAGUCCACCGGCGGCAAAGCCCCGCGCAAGCAGCUGGCCACUAAGGCUGCUCGCAAGAGCGCGCCGGCCACCGGCGGCGUGAAGAAGCCUCACCGCUACCGGCCCGGCACCGUGGCGCUGCGCGAGAUCCGGCGCUACCAGAAGUCCACCGAGCUGCUAAUCCGCAAGCUGCCCUUCCAGCGCCUGGUGCGCGAGAUCGCGCAGGACUUUAAGACCGACCUGCGCUUCCAGAGCUCGGCUGUCAUGGCGCUGCAGGAGGCAUCUGAGGCCUACCUGGUGGGUCUGUUCGAGGACACCAACCUGUGUGCCAUCCACGCCAAGCGUGUCACUAUCAUGCCCAAGGACAUCCAGCUGGCGCGCCGCAUCCGCGGUGAGAGGGCUUAAAGAUUUGU